GGUGAUGAGGGACAGUGAGAGAGAGAGAGAGAUGGAAGGAGGAGAGAGAAGUGGAGGCUGCAUUUUGCUCACUGCAGAGCCUUUCAUUGAUAAAGUAGCGCUGGUGUGAACCAGAGGACUGCAGCUGGACACAUCACACACUCUCAUACACCCAAACACACACACACUUCCUGGGUGUUUGUUUACAGGCUGACACCACAGCGGCAUCAAUGCAUUCACUCACAGUGCACACUCCAAACAACUGAGGACACACACAGACUGACCACACACUCUUAUUGAAACAGACAUCCUCGCAGACACCCUCCAUCCUCUUCUCUCUCUCCACUCUCUUUCGGGUAUGUGUGGCAUAGUUCAGUGACACCUGAGGAGCAAGGAGUUGGUGCAUCUGAUCAUCUGGGACCAGCUUUUGGAAGGAGUCCUUGGAUGAAUAGAGGCUGUUGAAGCUGCAGCGGAACCAGCCAACGCACCAGUAAAAGUCGUGUCCGUCACCCUGGGAUCUACGGAGGCAAGCGGAGUGCCGGUGUCGGCCAUGAAGCUGGUGAACGGGGGAGGAGGAGGAGGAGGAGGUGGAGGAGGCGGAGGAGGAGGAGGCGGCGGGGGAGGUGGAGGAGGUGGAGAAAAGACUGCCUUUUCCUUUAAGAAGUGCUCUGCUUUCCAGUUUGUCAAGAGGAAGGUGCAAAGGUGGAUGAGGAACCCCAAGGUGAGCGUGGAGAAGGCCCAAGGGAAAGGCAUCUACCCGUGUCCAAAGUGUCCGCUGGCCGACGACCUGUGGUACACGCACUUCCCCUCGCCUUACGGCUGCUGUCACUACGGCGGCCUGCAGGGCGGACAGUACUACCACCAGGAGCCGUGCUCGCCAUGCCCUGCCAGUGGGCAAACCAGCGGCCAUGACAAGAGCAAAGGAUGCAAGGUCAGGAAGUGGAAGAUGCUGGCUCGCCAUCACGGCGACGGUACGGGUAAGCAGAAGGAAGCAGAGUCAGACGUCCACCUGGGUGGUUGUCAGUCGUGGGGGAUCCACGCCUCGCCCCUCCUGGCCAGCCCCGUCAUGCUGGAGUGCUCCAUCUGCAGUGGGCCCUACAUCAGCUACGCCCUGGAGGAUACCUGGCAGCCACGGCAACGCACACAGGCGAUGGACCUGUAUUACCACAAUGAGUCAGACCCAGACAGCUACUGUUGCCCUGGCGACAACAACACUUUCAUGAAACAGAGGAGGAUGGGUCUGAACGACUUCAUUCAGAGGCUUGCCACAAACUCCUACGCCUGCAAGCAUCCCGAAGUUCAGUCUAUUCUGAACUUGAGUACUCCUCAGGAUGCUGAGCUCAUGAACACAAACCCGUCUCCUCCUCCUAGUCCAUCCCAACAAAUCAACCUCGGUCCAUCCUCCAACCCCUCAGCCAAACCCAGCGACUUCCACUUCCUCAAGGUGAUCGGCAAGGGGAGCUUCGGCAAGGUCCUGCUCGCACGCCACCGUGCGGAUGACGAGUUUUACGCCGUCAAAGUCUUACAGAAAAAGGCCAUCCUCAAGAAGAAGGAGGAGAAACACAUCAUGUCAGAGAGGAAUGUGCUGCUAAAGAAUGUCAAGCACCCGUUCUUGGUUGGCCUGCACUACUCUUUCCAAACAGCGGACAAACUAUACUUCGUUUUGGACUACAUCAACGGAGGAGAGUUGUUCUACCACCUACAGAGAGAGCGCUGCUUCCUGGAGCCCAGAGCCAGGUUCUACGCGGCAGAGAUCGCCAGCGCGCUGGGCUACCUCCACUCCCUCAACAUCGUCUACAGAGACUUGAAGCCGGAGAACAUCCUGCUGGACUCGCAGGGACACAUCAUUCUUACGGAUUUCGGCCUGUGCAAGGAGAACAUCGAACUCAACGGGACCACGUCGACCUUCUGCGGUACACCAGAGUAUUUAGCUCCUGAGGUUCUACACAAGCAGCCGUAUGACAGGACGGUAGACUGGUGGUGUUUAGGAGCUGUGCUCUAUGAAAUGCUCUAUGGCCUGCCUCCGUUCUACAGCCGCAACACAGCAGAGAUGUACGAUAACAUCCUGAACAAGCCGCUGCAGCUGAAACCCAACAUUUCCAACGCAGCCAGACACAUGCUGGAGGGCCUGCUGCAGAAGGACCGAACAAAGAGGCUGGGCUGCACAGAGGACUUUAUUGAAAUUAAGAACCACAUAUUCUUCUCUCCCAUCAACUGGGAUGAACUCAAUGCCAAGAAGAUCACCCCUCCCUUCAACCCCAACGUGACGGGACCCAACGACCUGCGGCACUUUGAUCCAGAGUUCACAGACGAGCCGGUGCCCAGCUCCAUUGGCUGCUCCCCAGACAGUGCGCUAGUCACAGCCAGCAUCAAAGACGCUGCUGAGGCCUUUGUGGGCUUCUCCUACGCCCCGUCUAUGGACUCCUACCUAUAGGAUUUAAACAAAGGCACUCAAUGGACACCAAUUCAGACUUAUGGGACAUGAACUGUGGCGUGUCCAUUGACUUGCAUCUUGACCCCCCACCUUACAUUUCCCAUCGGGUUGAUGGAUGUUCCCGAAACCAACCCCCCUGCAACAACUCUGCAUUUGCAAAAGAAUUUAAACGUGUACUUGCCAUAAUGUCUCCAGAUCUUGAAAGAAGAAUUGCUGCAAAGAGGAAGCCUGCCAUGAUUAGACGACUCAUUGGGGUUGUAGUUGUUCUCCAUUUUACACUGAUUUACCAACGCACAAAUUCUUCAACCUUCCACACAGACACAAACACUCUGCAGCCUUCAAUUGGCCAUCUCUGGAAGGUCUGUUUGCACACAGCUCAGGCAGCUUAAAAAGCCCCCCUUGACCUUGAAGCCACAACCAACAAGCACACACACCAACUUUUCUCAAAAGAGGAUGACUGGAUUCUUCUGUACCAGCCCUGACGAGGAUUUCCAUCUUCAUCUAUGUAGCGAAACAUCUUCCCUAUUUUGAGAUUCUGUCUAACCCCCUCCACAGGGGACCUAUUGGUUGAGUUUGAUCGAGUAGCUUGGAGAUCACAUCCAUUUUGGUGCUUUAGUUUCUUCUCAUUUACUUUCUGUGUGGUUGAAAAAGGGAGUCACUUGAAGCCGAAUGUUACAGAGGGGGAUGUUUAAUUUUUUUUUUCUCAAAUGUGCCUUUUAUUUUUUUUUUCUCUCCAUCAGAUCUCACACCUGACUUCAGGUGAGGAGGAUUUAUUUUUAAGUUACCAGAGGGGAGCACCAAAUUAACACACCUGUUCCCGCAUUAACAUGUGAGACGUAGAGAACUCAAAUGAUGUUCCAUAUCUUUCGUUUGCACAUAAAACAAUAAUGGUGAUAGAGAGAGAGAGAGAGAGAGAGAAAGAGAGAGCACAGCUGCUAGGUGAGAAAAGAGAGUGAUGUGUUCAGAAGUGCUUGUGUAGUUCUGCUUUAUCAAGUGCAUCCCCCUCAUUUAGUCUUCCAUUCGCCUCACAAUAAUUUAACGGCGACCCGCAGCCGGCCUGACGACAUCGAAACUGAACAUUCCAUUUUAAUAUUGCUGUAAUGCAGUUUGACGGUAUUUAAGUUUGUUUGUAUAUUUGGAGUAAUGUGUACUAGUUUUAAUGUAUAUUAUUAUUGAACAAAAAUGACUAAAGGUAUGCUUAAAUAUAUAUGUAACAAUAUAUGUUAAAUGUACUGUAAAAUUGUAAAAUUAAGAUUUAUGUGACCAUGUUUGGUUUGCAAUAAAAGUUUAACUUUAUUACACCUUA
Messenger RNA from Sebastes umbrosus (honeycomb rockfish), 3719 nucleotides. It is a transcript of the gene sgk1, whose product is annotated as serum/glucocorticoid regulated kinase 1. Gene Ontology annotation, molecular function: protein serine/threonine kinase activity; ATP binding. Gene Ontology annotation, biological process: protein phosphorylation. The record is from RefSeq and is a predicted model, not a curated record. NCBI's taxonomy places the organism in Eukaryota, Metazoa, Chordata, Actinopteri, Perciformes, Sebastidae. The coding region runs from base 530 to 2413 and encodes 627 amino acids. The transcript is spliced from 14 exons.